Acaromyces ingoldii is the source of this 1505-nucleotide messenger RNA. RefSeq lists its product as hypothetical. Gene Ontology annotation, cellular component: plasma membrane. The record is from RefSeq and is a predicted model, not a curated record. NCBI's taxonomy places the organism in Eukaryota, Fungi, Basidiomycota, Exobasidiomycetes, Exobasidiales, Cryptobasidiaceae. The transcript has 4 exons. The coding region runs from base 32 to 1369 and encodes 445 amino acids.
AAUCUUUCUUUCGGACCCGGCAAUCUAACAAAUGACUACAGGGACGACGACGUCCUUCUUGGGACUGACGGCCUCGCCGGCCUUCUCGCCCGUGCACUCGCUCGUGGGCGGGCUCAUGCUGGCGUCGAGCGUGCACGGUCUCUUGGGCCACCUCGGCGCCGUCCUUGGCAUCAGUGGCUUCUUUCACACCACGGUCCACAGCCUCGUCUCGUCUCCUGCAACAGACGCACCGGCCGAGAAGCAUGCCAUCUCGCCCGCUGACGACGAAAAGAUCCAGAGCGAAAAGACGUCGCGCAUCGUGGCGCGUCUCUUCACCGUCGGUCUCCUCACGGGCGGGGCCAUCUUUGGUGCAUUCAAGCUUCCCCUCGAGGCCUCCUUGGGCACGCUCCUCUUCGACCCCAUCGCGCCCAGCUCUUGGCACAUCACAAAGGGUCACGGUCUCUUCAGCCUCGAGUCGGUCCGCUACCUCUUUCCGGCAUUCGUGACUGGCUCGCUCGUCGGUGUUGGCACCAAGCUCGGAAGCGGCUGCACCUCGGGCCACUUUCUCUGCGGCCUUUCCCGCUUCUCGAUCCGCUCCCUCGUCGCCACUGCGACCUUCUUCAGUGUGGCAGUGGCCACGCACCUCUCGCUCCAUGCUGCGCCCACCUUACUUCAGAAGGCGGCCACGGCACACCCUGUGCUGCCUACGGCCUCCUCGCUUGUUCUGCUCCAGCUGCCCGCCCUCAUCUACGCGGUAAUUGUGCCUGCUCUAGUUCAACGAUCGAACGGAAAAGCGUCAAAGGGAGAAGACGAGGACGAGGAAGAAGAACGAGAAAGCGACAGACGGGCCAUGCACGAACAAGCUGCGAAAGUGACUGCCUUCUUUGUCGGGCUGCACUUCGCCUUUGGCCUCGGUCUGACCGGCAUGCUGCGCCCUUCGAAAGUCCUCGGCUUCCUGGCAAUGUCUCCGUCGAGGAUAAGGGCGGGCUCGUGGGACCCUUCGCUGGCCUUUGUCGCCCUGGGAGGUAUUGUGCCGAGCUCCAUUGGCUACUUUACCACCAUCAAGCCCCGCAUCGAUGCAGCGGCCGAGCAGGACAGGCGGUCCAAGAAUGCCACGGCGGACGAGGGCAACCGGCCGCUGCUCUACAAGGCUGCACCCAGAUGGCGCGUCCCUACGAGGAAGGACAUCGACUGGAAGCUGUUGACUGGGGCGACGCUCUUUGGCCUCGGCUGGGGCGCCUCGGGCUUCUGCCCCGGUCCAGCCCUCGUCGGCCUGGGUGCGUCGUUGCUCCCGUCGCCCCAGGACUCCGAUGCGAUGGUGCACCUGGCCAAGAGCCUCAUCUUCACCCUCUCCAUGGCUGCGGGCGGGGUUGUCGCUGGUGUUCUGUAGAUACAGCUUUCCACUACUCUUCAUCCCCUUCUCAUUCCUUGUGUUCCCAUCCUCUCAUGUGUUUCCACCACUUAAUCUAAAUAGACGAGGGGAGGCCUGUGCUCAGGGCUCGUGCUUUUGAGAAGCUUAAUUGAGG